This is a messenger RNA of Cydia amplana, 592 nucleotides long. RefSeq names its product spherulin-2A-like. The record is from RefSeq and is a predicted model, not a curated record. The transcript has 2 exons. Bases 53 to 592 code for a protein of 179 amino acids. NCBI's taxonomy places the organism in Eukaryota, Metazoa, Arthropoda, Insecta, Lepidoptera, Tortricidae.
UGUUUAUUCAGCUAUCCAUAGCGAGCCAGCGAUCAUAGCGAGCCAGCGCUUCAUGAACAACGGGACCAAAACGGCCCAGUACAAGGCCGAGCUGAGCCAAUCAGUUUCCAAUACUAUUAGCAACAGCUGGGACCUAAAACACACCAUCCAUGUUGGGCAGGAUAUCUCGGCGGAAUUCGUCAUUCCCGUUGGGAAGAUCGGUGGAAAAACGACACUAUCUUACAACCACCAAUGGGGCAAGAGCGGCGGCGACUCUCACACAGUGACUGUAGCGGCGAGCUCGGGCGUAACAGUCUCAGUGGAGCCUGGCGGCACAGCCGAAGCCAUCAUGACAGCAUCCCAAGGCACCAUGGAGAUAGAACUCGUAUACGAAGCUUCAUUGUACGGCGACGUCGCUCUGAACUACGACGGGGGCUGGAACGGACACUAUUUCUGGAGAUACGAUGUCAACGCUGUCAUGGAGGCGGGCGGUCUUCCCCGCACUUUGCAAGUUACGGAGAUACUUAAAGUCGGUUUUUACACCGACGUGGAGAUUGUGUUGCAAGAGAAGACUGGUAAGAAGCGUGUGCUUAUGGCGGAUAUAACGUUUUGA